Molecule: messenger RNA, 1848 nt
Organism: Budorcas taxicolor (takin)
Lineage: Eukaryota; Metazoa; Chordata; Mammalia; Artiodactyla; Bovidae
Gene: CTDSPL2
Product: CTD small phosphatase like 2
Exons: 13
Coding region: 90-1490 (466 amino acids)
Molecular function (GO): phosphoprotein phosphatase activity
Source: RefSeq, a predicted model, not a curated record
CCCACGCGCUGCGCAGCCGGGGCCGGCGCCGGAGCCCGGGGACACUUCUCUGUCGUCACAGUUAGUUUUACAUGUGACACCCAUAAAAGAUGAGGCUGAGAACACGCAAAGCUUCUCAGCAAUCAAAUCAAAUCCAAACGCAACGCACUGCCAGAGCCAAGAGGAAACACUCGGAAGUUGACGACAGCCUGCCUUCAGGAGGGGAGAAGCCGCCGAAGAGUGAGACCGGCCUGCUGUCUUCAAUUAAAAAGUUUAUUAAAGGAAGCACACCCAAAGAAGAGAGAGAAAAUCCUUCAAAACGGAGUAGGAUUGAACGCGAUAUAGAUAACAACCUGAUCACAUCAACACCAAGAGCAGGAGAAAAGCCCAACAAACAGCUGUCUCGAGUAAGACGGAAAAGUCAAGUAAAUGGAGAAGCUGGUAGUUAUGAAAUGACAAAUCAACAUGUGAAACAGAAUGGAAAACUAGAAGAUAGCCCUUCCUCUGGCAGUCCUCCAAGGACUACAUUGUUGGGGACCAUAUUUUCUCCUGUCUUCAACUUUUUUUCACCAGCAAAUAAAAAUGGAACAUCAGGAUCCGAUUCCCCAGGACAGGCUGUGGAAGCUGAGGAGAUAGUAAAGCAGCUUGAUAUGGAGCAGGUGGAUGAGAUCACUACCAGCACCACUACAUCAGCUAAUGGAGCAGCUUACUCACAUCAGGCCGUCCAAGUGAGGCCGUCCAUAAAUAAUGGUUUAGAAGAAGCAGAGGAAACAGUUAAUCGUGAUAUACCACCCCUUACAGCACCAGUAACACCAGAUAGUGGAUAUUCAUCUGCCCACGCAGAGGCCACCUAUGAAGAAGACUGGGAAGUAUUUGACCCCUAUUAUUUCAUCAAACAUGUUCCGCCACUGACAGAAGAGCAACUGAAUAGGAAACCUGCUCUUCCGUUGAAGACAAGAAGCACACCAGAAUUCUCCCUAGUUUUAGACUUGGAUGAAACACUAGUACACUGUAGUUUAAAUGAGCUGGAAGACGCAGCACUUACUUUUCCAGUCCUUUUCCAAGAUGUCAUUUAUCAGGUUUACGUGAGAUUAAGACCAUUCUUCAGGGAGUUCCUGGAACGAAUGUCUCAGAUGUAUGAGAUCAUUCUUUUUACUGCUUCUAAGAAGGUGUAUGCAGACAAGUUACUGAACAUACUAGACCCUAAAAAGCAACUGGUCAGGCACCGGCUUUUCCGUGAACAUUGUGUUUGUGUACAAGGAAACUAUAUAAAGGACUUAAAUAUCCUUGGAAGAGAUCUUUCAAAAACUAUAAUAAUUGACAACUCACCGCAAGCCUUUGCAUAUCAGCUAUCUAAUGGAAUCCCUAUAGAAAGCUGGUUUAUGGAUAAAAAUGACAAUGAGCUACUAAAAUUGAUUCCAUUUCUGGAGAAGCUAGUAGAACUGAAUGAAGACGUCCGACCACACAUCAGAGACCGGUUUCGCUUGCAUGACUUGCUGCCCCCCGAUUAAUUGCAGAGACUUGUCAGACCGCUGGAGGGGAGAGGAUGCAGGACCCUUUUGGACUAAGACAAAAGCAUUGCCAUUACUGUUGAAAUUUUGCAUUUUUGUACCCGUCUUGCUUUUCUUAUCUUGGUGCCCAGUAAUAAUCAAGGGUUACAGAAAGAGACUGUCUCUCAGAUUGAAUACACACAGUAGGUAGGCGAAAACAGAAGCGUCUUUAGAACUAGUGCAACUCCAGUGAAAUUUUUUUAUGUACAGGACAUCUGCAGUUUAUAAAGAAUUCUGUUUCUGCCACCAGCAGUUUGACCUGUAGUCACACAGGAUUUUAUGAUAAUAACAGAGAUGAAAAUGGACUUUUAUUUUCUCU